Carassius carassius (crucian carp) is the source of this 440-nucleotide messenger RNA. Its product is annotated as centrosomal protein of 295 kDa-like. The transcript is spliced from 4 exons. The coding region runs from base 1 to 348 and encodes 115 amino acids. The record is from RefSeq and is a predicted model, not a curated record. Lineage: Eukaryota; Metazoa; Chordata; Actinopteri; Cypriniformes; Cyprinidae.
AUGAAACGUCAGCAGCGCCGGCGGGAUCGUCUCGCUCAGAGGUCAGCGCUCAGAGCCGCACAGAUCAAAGAGAGCGUGUCCAGAGCCAGCGGACGCACCCAUCCUAAACCACACACAGCUGAGCGACUGAAGAGUGUGUCUGAGGUGCGGAUCAGCUGUGAUGAACACAGACGCCGUGAGGAGGAGAAGAUGUACGACCGCACACACAGAUUGUACAAUCAGUUAGAGGAAGUUAAACAGAAGAAGGAGCUGCGGAGCCGUCAGGAAUCAUACGCUAAGAACCGUGAGAAGGCCAGAGACUUCCAGAAGAAGACUCUGGAGAAACUGAGGGCCAAACUGAACCGCUGAGGUGUUUGGAGAUUCCUUGCUGCUGUUUGUUAUUAGUCUCAAUCAGAUUUUAAAGUGCCAAGCAGUUUUAUCUUUGUGUCUGUUUGUUAUGU